UUCACCGAUCGAUUAUCAGUUUACUCUUGUUCUUUAACAAUAAAGCAGCUAAUAAACAAAAACACAACCAAAAUGUUCAAAUAUUUCGCACUUGUCUUCGUCGCCCUCUUCGCCUUCGCUGCUGCCGAACCUAAACCAGCUGUGGUUGCCGCUCCUUUGGCCUACUCUGCACCAUUGGUCGCUUCUCCUUACGCUGCCGCCUAUGCUGCUCCAUAUGCCGCUUACGCCGCUGCUCCUUAUGCUGCCUACGCUUCACCCUAUGCCGCCUACUCCGCUUACCCAUACGCCAGCGCCGCUUAUGUGCUCCGCAAGUAAUUCAAAGAUGUGUACAUAGGAGAAUAUUUUUUCUCCAGAAAAGGCUGAAACUGAAUUUGAUAUGCUCUUAGAAGAAAUGUGAACAAAAAUAAACGAUAAAAAAAGAAAA
Messenger RNA from Ceratitis capitata (Mediterranean fruit fly), 424 nucleotides. RefSeq names its product cuticle protein 5.1-like. The record is from RefSeq and is a predicted model, not a curated record. The transcript is spliced from 2 exons. Bases 73 to 315 code for a protein of 80 amino acids. Lineage: Eukaryota; Metazoa; Arthropoda; Insecta; Diptera; Tephritidae.